AUUUGUAAAAAAUAGACAAUGGGGAUAUUGAAUGCGUGAUGAGAGAGCGAGGCAGACCGAAGGAGCGAGGCAGUGGACGACGAAGAUCAUGGGACCAGCACAGAGCACAGAGCGAGGGUCGAAGAAGCACCAGAAGGUAUAACGGAGCAGCUAGCUGGAAUAGAGGCCGCCAGAGACAAGGGUAUGAAGGUGGAUACGAUCGAGCCCUUUACAACCAAGCAACGGUGUUUUUCUUCACCAACUUUCCAGAUGGCUGGACCUAUGAACAAAUGUGGAGGACCUUUCUCAAGUUCGGACGUGUAUUUGCCAUAUAUAGCCCCCAGAGAAAGAACAAGGAAGGAAGCAGGUUUGGGUUUGUGCGCUUCCUGGACGUCAAGGAUGAGAGGAGCCUAGGGAGACAGUUAGAUCAGAUCUGGAUUGGCAACCAAAAGCUCAAAAUCCACCCUCCUCGUUUUAACACUCAAAUAACACUGGUACACCCCAAACACCAUACCAACACUGUAGGGAACCCAAAACAAAGCUACGCGGAGGUAGUGAAAGGCAUUGGAAGUAGAGGCGACGACUGGACAGCCGAUAGAGGUAUCAAACCUGUCCAACACGGGUUCACAAAAAACAGUGGCAAAACAAAACAAAAAUGGGUAGAGAAGCGGAGGGAAUUGCAUUGGACUGGACUUGAGUUCAACCCGAGGCAUGAAGACUGGGAAUGGCUUGAGGGAUGCUUUGUUGGAAUAGCCAGAUCAGUAGAGAUUGUGCCCAUACUUCAAGAAAGACUAUACAUGGAGGGGCUUUUCUCAAUCAAGCUUCAAGCAAUGGGUGGGAAACUUGUCCUUAUGAACUGUGAAGAUAAAGAGGAAUUGAAAGAACUAGUUGAGUCAGCAAAAGAUUGGCUGGGGCAGUGGUUUGUCGACAUUAAGCGUUGGACCCCCCAGAUGGUUGCCACGGAGAGAUUUGUUUGGCUGAAUUGCUAUGGAGUCCCUCUUCAUGCAUGGGGUCCUGACUUCUUCAUCUCAAUUGCAAAUCUAUGGGGGAAUUUUAUCACCCUAGACGAAAGCACUAGCUCUAAAAAGAGGUUUGAUGUUACAAGGUUUUUGAUCUCCACAUCAGAAACAGGCCUAAUCUCUAAAACUCUUACUGACAAAAUUAACGGCCACAUGUACUGCAUAAAGUGCAAAGAGGAGGAGACAACAAAUGGGUGCUUCUCUUUAAAAGCAGACUUCCAACCAAUGUCCCCAUCAAACUCUGAGGAAGAUUGCAAUGAAUCUUGGUCCUCCGACAAUCCAUCCGAAGACACUCAAAGAUUUGGCCAGAAUGGAGUCAUGCACGGCGGUGACUCUAACUCGGCAUCCGGUGAAGACGAUGAUGACAUGGCACUGAAGGACAGCCAAGCAGUGGGGAAGUCAACUAGGGUGAGGAUUUCGAAGGACCUUUCAGACUGGAACAGUGCAAAUAAUAAAUUCAACUAGCAAGAAAGGACGGCUAUUUGUUCCCAAGAAAGGCAUGAGGAGGGAUGUUCAAUAGACGCAGUUGGUGAUA
This is a messenger RNA of Rubroshorea leprosula, 1533 nucleotides long. The record is from the annotation of a GenBank genome assembly. NCBI's taxonomy places the organism in Eukaryota, Viridiplantae, Streptophyta, Magnoliopsida, Malvales, Dipterocarpaceae.